Molecule: messenger RNA, 2064 nt
Organism: Tachysurus fulvidraco (yellow catfish)
Lineage: Eukaryota; Metazoa; Chordata; Actinopteri; Siluriformes; Bagridae
Gene: rhoub
Product: ras homolog family member Ub
Exons: 3
Coding region: 194-904 (236 amino acids)
Biological process (GO): small GTPase-mediated signal transduction
Molecular function (GO): GTPase activity; GTP binding
Source: RefSeq, a predicted model, not a curated record
UUUAAAGUGCCUUGUAGUGAGCGCGUGCAUGUAGUUCACUGUGGUGUACAUGGAUCUGUUACUGUCUGGAUUUAAAUACUGAAUAAUAUCAAGAUAAAGCAAUCAAUGCUGGAGGAAUCAUGAUUAUUCGGCUACACUGAGUCUUUUUGAGGCUUUGAUCGUCCGUAUUUUCAUUAGACUUUCGUGUGUAAAGAUGGAUUAUAACCCUUUAAUGGCUCCUCCGGUUCCGCCACACAAGCCGCCGUGCAGCCGGACAUCAGGCUCCCAGGAGCGGCUGCUGAAGUGUGUGCUGCUCGGGGACGGAGCUGUGGGCAAGACGAGCCUGGUGGUCAGUUACACCACUAACGGAUAUCCCACCAGAUACGUGCCGACUGCCUUCGAUAACUUCUCCGUGGUACAAGUUGAUGGACAGCCAUUACGACUGCAACUUUGUGACACGGCUGGACAGGAUGAGUUUGAUAAGCUGAGGCACUUCUGCUACUCCCGCACAGAUGUUCUGCUCCUCUGCUUCAGCGUGGUUAGUCCCGCUUCCUUCCAGAACGUGUAUGAGAAAUGGGUGCCUGAGAUCCGUCGGCGGUGUCCGCUCACCCCUGUCCUGCUGGUGGGUACGCAGUGCGACCUACGCCAGGAUGUCAAGGUGCUGAUCGAGCUAGCCAGGCGCCGUGAACAGCCUGUACCUGAGCUGGAUGCCCGUGCCCUCGCUGACAAGAUUGGCGCCGUGACAUAUGUAGAGUGCUCAGCUCUGACGCAGAAAAACCUUAAAGAUGUGUUUGACGCUGCCAUCUCUGCUGGCCUGCGCCAGUCUGAGAGACGCGCCAGACGGGAACGCAAGGUUCUCAGUACAGCCGAUAAGAUGAAGAUGCUGUCCAAGGCCUGGUGGAAGAAAUAUGUGUGUAUCCAAUAACACGAGCCAAGCUGUGAGUCAUCGACGCACAUGGACAAAGUGACACAGACUCUUGACUCAUUCAGUGCCUCAAGCAGAUGGACUGAUCAGGAGCUGCUCUCACAGAGGUGUGAGUGUAAAGUGUGUGUCUAUGGAAAGCAGUGUGUAGUCAGCGAGAUUAUUUCACCAAAGUGAGGGCUGAAGCAUUACUCGUAUCAGCUUUAGCUAUCAAGUCUCAGCGAUAAGCUGUUUGAAUAGUUACAGCUAUCUCUGCCACUCUGAACUCUGGCCAGUUCCAAGAAUAAUUUAACUUGGAGCUAAAGCGAGUGUUGAUCUCUUAAAAAAGAAUCAAGACAAAUUUUACGCUUCACUUUUUUUUGCCAUUCAGUACGGUUGAAAAGUUUGGAAUCCCUCAGAAUAAAUUACAUUUGAUUCAACAUUCAUUAUUUUAUGUGAAAUAUGUUUAGACCUGAGUAAUAAACCAAACAAGCAUUGAAGUAUUUUAAUCAAUAAAUGAUGCAUAAUUGACAGCAGUGAUGGAUAUUAUAGCUGGGCGAUAUAGCAAAAAUAUAUUAUAUCACUACAAAACUUUACAAUAUAGAUCGAUGUACAAUUGUCUAAUAAAAUGGCAGCCAAAUCUAUAAGAGGAUUAUUAAGACACAAGUUUUUUGCAUUAUGGGUGAUUACUAUGGCAAAUCACGGAGCAGGACAUUAUUAUAAAAUCGCCAUGGUGUUCGCAAUAUUCUAAGGAAAGCGUAUUAAUAUUAUUAUUAUGUUUUAUUACGACAUUGACGCUGUCCUAGCGCCCUACAACAAUGUUUAGCGUCAAGAUUUGAUUGUUUUUGAUCCUAAUACUAGAAUUUCCACAUAAUAUCCACAUCUUUUUUUAUAUGAAUUUUAUUAAUAAGAAACUCAAUAAUGUAGUCUCAAUAAUCAUUUACAAUUCUAGUCACAUUUCAGGACAAAUUUUCUUUUUCUUUUUUUUUCAUAAACAAUGAAAACCUUUAAAGUUCCAUAGCGCUAACGUCAAAGACGAAUCAUUUUAUCCAUGUAUCUGAGGUGAUUUCAAACUUUUGGAUGGUAGUGUACAGCAUCAAGUGCACAAAUAAUUCUAUUUAUGUCUGUUAAAUGUGUGAAUGAAUGUGUUGUUUUGUUUUAUGUAACUGUAUUCACUUGCAUUU